UUUUUGUUAUAAAAAAAAAGUGAUAUCCUCAAUUGCUGUUUUGUCUCUUUUAUCAAAUUUUCUCCCCACUGCCAUGGCGAUUGGUGAUCACCGACCACAAAUCCUAAUGAUCAGACCACCUACUGCGUUCACUCUCUUCCCCUCAUUGUUCCAUCAGAAGUUCCGAAUCCUCAAAGCCUGGGAAUCCGAGCUUCCAUUGGACCAAUUCCUGACCACAAACGCGCACUUGGUCCAAGCCUUGGUCACCAACGACAAUACCGUCAUCAACGCAGAGACUCUCCGGCUGCUUCCGGCGCUGCGCUUAGUGGCGGCGACCACCGCCGGCGUCGACAACAUCGACUUGGCCGAGUGCCGUCGGCUAGGGAUCGCCGUCACCAACAACGGCAGCGCGUACGCGGAAGAUGCCGCCGAUUUUGCCAUUGGGCUGCUGAUCGAUGUGUUCAGAAGGGUUUCUGCUUCGGAUCGGUAUUUGAGAAAGGGAUUUUGGAAAGGCAAAGGAGAUUAUCCUCUCGGUUUUAAGUGCAUAGUUAGAUAUCCAAGAAGUCAAAAAGUAACUUCAAGGAUUGGAAAAUUUCAGUUCGGAGGCAAGCGGAUAGGGAUUGUUGGAUUUGGGAAGAUCGGCUCUGAAGUUGCUAAAAGGCUUGAAGCAUUUGGCUGCAACGUUUUAUACAACUCGAGGAACGAAAUGCCCUCCAUCUCGUACCCCUUCUAUUCCACUAUUCGAGAUCUUGCAGAGAAUAGUGAUGCCAUCGUCUUAUGUUGUAGCUUAACUACCGAGACACGCCAAAUAGUUGGCAAAGAAGUAUUAUCGGCCUUGGGGAAAAAUGGAGUGAUUGUUAACGUAGGACGCGGGGCUCUUAUAGAUGAGAAGGAGCUAGUAAGAUGCUUGGUUGCAAGGGAAAUUGGAGGUGCUGGUUUGGACGUGUUUGAGAAUGAACCUAAUGUUCCAGAGGAGCUCUUUGCACUGGAUAAUGUUGUUCUUUCUCCACACGUAUCUGCAUAUACACCAGAGUCUUUUGAGGCUGCUGCUGAAUUUGCCAUUGCAAAUCUGGAAGCUUUCUUCUCAAACAAACCCUUACUCAGCCCUAUCACAAUUGACUGAAAACAUCUUUUGGAUAGGGAUUUCAGUUAACAAUUGACAUUUGGUUGUGCUAACCAAUUAUCUGUUACUGCCAAAACAUUCCCCUAAAUGAGUGUGGGUUUUCGAAAGUCAUAUUUUUUUUCCA
Molecule: messenger RNA, 1226 nt
Organism: Morus notabilis
Lineage: Eukaryota; Viridiplantae; Streptophyta; Magnoliopsida; Rosales; Moraceae
Product: glyoxylate/hydroxypyruvate reductase HPR3
Exons: 2
Coding region: 74-1102 (342 amino acids)
Cellular component (GO): cytosol
Molecular function (GO): NAD binding; glyoxylate reductase (NADPH) activity; hydroxypyruvate reductase [NAD(P)H] activity
Source: RefSeq, a predicted model, not a curated record